This is a messenger RNA of Hypomesus transpacificus, 2669 nucleotides long. It is a transcript of the gene terf2ip, whose product is annotated as telomeric repeat binding factor 2, interacting protein. The record is from RefSeq and is a predicted model, not a curated record. Gene Ontology annotation, biological process: telomere maintenance via telomere lengthening; regulation of DNA-templated transcription. Gene Ontology annotation, cellular component: shelterin complex. The transcript has 4 exons. NCBI's taxonomy places the organism in Eukaryota, Metazoa, Chordata, Actinopteri, Osmeriformes, Osmeridae. Bases 114 to 2144 code for a protein of 676 amino acids. Gene Ontology annotation, molecular function: telomeric repeat DNA binding.
GACAUGCGCAAGUCAAACGCCGCGGCUAAGCAAUUCGAAAGUUGUUGUGCCUGGUUGAUAGAAGUUGGACCAUUCCAUUUUCAUUAGAAAAUCGCGUUUUCAGGUCUCUGACGAUGGCUUCAAGACGGGAUGACCAGCCUUCACCAAUAUCACCCGUUCUGUUCUUGAACGUGAGCGGCGAGCCCAUGCGCUUCUACCUCAGACCGAGCCCCACAAAGGUCGAGCUUCUGCCGAUCAUUAAUGCUGGGGGCGGAUUAUUGUGUCGAGCUCAGGAGUCCAACGCCAUCCUGUUAGCUGACCCCAAGGACAUGUCGCCAGCGAUGGCGUCCACGGCCCACUUCUACAUUUCAACCAAGUACAUCCGGGACUGCGUGGAGAAGAACGAGCAGCUGGAGUUGGAAGACUACAGGUUCACUGAGCACGUGCAGACCAGGUCAUCCAGACAGAAGCAGAGCGGGAGUGUGGGGCGCAUGAGCUACACGUCAGAGGAGGACUCCGCCAUUUUGAACUUUGUGUCCAAGUGCAAAGGUGAGAUCCGAGGUAACCGGGUGUGGCAGGAAAUGGAGAAGCAGGGUCUGAUUAAUCGCAGCUGGCAAUCCAUGAAGGCUCGCUAUCAGAAGAACCUGUGUGUCAUAGCUGCAGAGGAGAAGGUGGAGAGACAAACGAUCACUCCGAAAAAAUACCCUCUGCGGAGCCCGUCACACAAGCAGUCAACCUCUCCAGGUCCUCUUCCUGAUUCAGACCGGUCCACCUCCAAUGCAGAGCUAGACCCGAGGUCUGAACCAGAACCAGUGUCUGAACCAGUGUCUGAACCAGUGUCUGAACCAGAACCAGUGUCUCAACCAGUGUCUGAACCAGAACUACACCUUGAGCUAGAGGUUGUAAAAGCAGAGCCGGGUCAGUCUUCUAAGGAACAAGUUCUAGAACCAGAACCAGACCAAGCCCCUGAGCCACAAGCUUUAGAACAAGAACCGGACCAAGCCCCUGAGCGAAAACUUCUAGAACCAGACCAGUCUUCUGAACCAGAAGUUCCAGAACCUAAAACAGCCCCUGAAUCAGAGGUCCGAAAGCCAGCCUCUGACAUUCGUAAGACAUUGAUGGAGGAAGACCUCCCACCAACAGCAUCAGAAACAACAGACCUCUCCCUCUCCCCAGAGGCACUUCCCUCCUUCCAGCCAGAGGGGGCGCCAGAGAGAGUGGACAGCAGUCCUGAGGGGAAGCAGAGGGCCUCCAAGCAGCGCAGGCGAUCAGGGACGUCCUCUAGCACACCCUUGUCUAAGAGAGCCAGAGCGGCCAGUCCACCUGCUGGAGAGAACCCAGAGCUGGACGAAGCUGGACUCUCAGGAGAGAAUGCAGUCCCAUUCAUCCACAAACAGACAGAACCACAGAGGAAGAAAACACUCAAAAGAAGAAGUCUUGGGAUUCUUGAGAAGGCAUCGAGAGAGUUUGAUGACGGAUCUUCGGGUGAGUCGGAUGACGAGUCUCUAGAUAUGGAAGUAGGCAGCGCUGCGUCUCCUCCAGAAUCAGUAAGGACAGUCAACCCAGCCCCGGCCUCAGCCCCGGCCUCAGCCCCGGCCUCAGCCCCGGACUCAGCCCCGGCCUCAGCCCCAACCCCAGCCUCGGCCUCCAUCACCGAGACACACACUCCUGAUACUGAAACUGCUGCAGUGCCCCAGCCCCAGCCCCAGCCCAAAUUCAAGGGUAAGAGACCUGAGGCCCAGGGUCCCUGGCAGGCGGACCUUCCGGAGGUGCCUGUUCCUGGGCCAGGGCAGAGGGAGCCGGUCCCUUCCACCUCCACUGCACACAUGUUCCUGUUCGAUAACGAGUCUCAGGAAGUGGAAAGCUCUCAGCCAAUCAGGGAUGAGGUGGCGUUCACUCAGGUGCAGGUGGAGGAAGCGAAGCGCAGCAUCAGAUGGCUAAUGGAAGAGACCAAUCAGGACCUGGAGGCCAUUACUAAGGCUCUUAUCAUGUUCUCCGGGGACGUAUCAGCAGCCUUGAUCUACCUGAACAAUGGCACGUGGGAGGGGCCUCUCUGGGAAUACUGUGAUGACAAACUCCUCAAGUCAGCAGACCUCUCGGAACUCCAUCUUAAAUAUGGAGACAAGGCUGUGGCUAGAAGACUGGCCUAUUUGGACAUGGAGUGAAAUAGUAGCUGAUUGGCUGUUGGCAAGGGCGUUGGCGGACGGUGUGUGUCAGAAAGGCGGCGGUGGACAGCUGUUUAUUGAAUCAGUUAUUGGAAAGUUCACAUUUGAUAAUCAUUCACCCUAGCAGAGGAAGACUGUGUGUGUGUGUGUGUGUGUGUGUGUGUGUGUGUGUGUGUGUGUGUGUGUGUGUGUGAUUUUUACAAGACACCAUGUCCAAGUCCACCAAUCAGUUUUAACUUUCUGAUUACUGAUUGUUGAAUGCAUAUUGUGCUGUACCAUAUUUUGUUUACAAUAAAGUAAACAUUUUAAAGAAACUUGUAAGUUUGCGAUAAAACAAUAUGAUUACUGAUUGUUGAAUGCAUAUUGUGCUAUACCAUAUUAUGUUUACAACAAAGUAAACAUUUUAAAGAAACUUGUAAGUUCGCGAAAAAAAGAGUUAACUUUUUGUUUCUGGUUGUGUUUAUAUUUUAUUUUUACAAGAACUUUUAAUUCAAUAAAACUGUAUUUUAAGGUGCUUGAAGAUGA